Puccinia triticina is the source of this 414-nucleotide messenger RNA. RefSeq lists its product as uncharacterized. The record is from RefSeq and is a predicted model, not a curated record. The transcript has 2 exons. NCBI's taxonomy places the organism in Eukaryota, Fungi, Basidiomycota, Pucciniomycetes, Pucciniales, Pucciniaceae. The coding region runs from base 1 to 414 and encodes 137 amino acids.
AUGACCGACCAUGAGAGUCGAGCCAAGAAGUCAACCACCUCUGAUCCACUCUCAGAAUCCGACGGGCUUGAGGAAAGGGCCAGACUUCUUCAUCCGUCCGACGACAGUUAUGACGAGUUUUACAAAUUUGCCAAGGAGACGAACGAUGACCUCGCCGCUAAGUUUCUGGACAUGCUUGAGGAACUUUUCAACACUCUGAACUUAUCGCCAGAUGACUACCGCCGUCGACUGCUGAUCGACUUCGCUGUCGGCAAAUGGCCCGCCCCAUGGGAAUACAUCAUUGCAACGUUUCAUGUCGGGGGUAACGUCGAAGGAAGAAGAGCUCAGCGAGUUUUCUUUCAUCUGACGAAAGAAAAUUCGCUGAGCUCUUCUUCCUUCGACGUUACCCCGAUUUCUUCCAUGAAGAGCAAAUAG